UUUUGAGGGGGGUGUGAAGGUCUCACAGGAAGAACAUGGGAACGCUCGCCAUUUCAGACUUUCAUCUUUAUAGAAAAUUCCUCCCUUUACUUCUCCACUCCUCUCUCUCUCCUUCUCUCUUCCUCUCAGGCUCUCAGCCCCUCAAAAGCGCACGACUUGGUAUCAAAGCCCACAGCUUUUAUUUGCUGUUGGGGAGGAUAAACUUGUGCAACGCUUUCAUUGAUUUCCAUAGUGAAUUCUUUCUCACAUGAUACCUAUAAACAGGGACCAGAAGUCAGCCAAGGUCCGGCAGAUCUUGGUUAUUUUCAGGAAUGGAUUAUUCGCAAAGACGGAAGCCUUAUAUUCUUGGAAAAAUUCUUGUAGCUUUUAUUCUUAUAGUCUUUUGCAUUAUUACACUGAAACAAUCUCCUACUCACCGUAGCUCGAGCACCAGUGCGUUCUCUCGGCAUGAACCUGGGGUAACGCAUGUCUUAGUUACUGGUGGUGCUGGCUAUAUUGGUUCCCAUGCCACACUUCGUCUCCUAAAGGACUCAUAUCGAGUAACCAUAGUGGAUAAUCUUUCAAGAGGAAACAUGGGCGCUGUGAAGGUCCUCCAAAAGCAAUUUCCCGAGCCCGGUAGACUACAGUUCAUUUAUGCAGAUUUAGGAGAUGCACAAGCCGUUAAACAAAUAUUUGCAGAGAAUGCAUUUGAUGCUGUCAUGCAUUUUGCUGCUGUUGCUUAUGUUGGAGAGAGUACCCUAGAACCUCUUCGGUAUUACCACAAUAUCACUGCAAACACUCUGAUUGUUCUGGAAGCUAUGGCGGCGAACAACGUUAAAACUUUGAUUUACUCCAGCACAUGUGCCACAUAUGGUGAACCUGAAAAAAUGCCCAUCACCGAAAAAACUCCUCAGCAUCCAAUUAACCCGUACGGCAAGGCGAAAAAAAUGGCAGAGGACAUCAUUUUAGAUUUCUCAAAGAAAUCGGAUAUGGCUGUCAUGAUCUUAAGAUAUUUCAAUGUCAUUGGAUCAGAUCCAGAGGGAAGGUUAGGAGAGGCCCCGAGACCCGAAUUACGGGAACAUGGUCGUAUAUCCGGUGCAUGCUUCGAUGCAGCAUCGGGAAUUAUUUCAGGGUUAAAGGUUAAAGGAAAAGACUAUCCAACAACUGAUGGAACUUGUGUGAGAGACUACAUUGACGUCACCGAUCUUGUCGAUGCUCACGUCAAAGCCUUAGCCAAAGCUGAACCGAAGAAAGUAGGAAUAUACAACGUCGGCACCGGAAAAGGCCGAUCAGUGAAUGAGUUUGUAAAAGCAUGCAAGAAAGCAACUGGAGUCGACAUUAAAGUCGAGUACCUUGAUCGCCGUCCUGGAGAUUACGCCGAAGUUUACAGUGAUCCUUCGAAGAUCAACCGCGAGCUCAACUGGACAGCUCAGUACACUGAUCUUGAAAAGAGCCUUCGAAUUGCAUGGCAAUGGCAGAAAAAUCAUCGGAAUGGUUACGGACAAUCCUUGUUGACGGCAUCUUAAUUCUUAAUCGUGUCGAUUCGAUUGAAUAUCGUAUUGCAGAUCGAGAAUGCCGGUUUUUAAAAGUAGGAGAAAAGAGCUUCCAAUUCUACUGCAAUUUUUUUUGCAGAUUGAUAUUUGAUGUUUAGGCAGUUCAAAGGAUAGAGAGCUACAGAUCAUUUGUUAUUUUUAUACAUUGACAGUGGAAAUUUAAUAAUCAAAUGCAGAUGAAUAUCACUCAUUGGAUUA
Messenger RNA from Dioscorea cayenensis subsp. rotundata (Guinea yam), 1730 nucleotides. RefSeq names its product probable UDP-arabinose 4-epimerase 2. Gene Ontology annotation, biological process: beta-D-galactose catabolic process via UDP-galactose, Leloir pathway. NCBI's taxonomy places the organism in Eukaryota, Viridiplantae, Streptophyta, Magnoliopsida, Dioscoreales, Dioscoreaceae. The record is from RefSeq and is a predicted model, not a curated record. Gene Ontology annotation, cellular component: cytosol. Gene Ontology annotation, molecular function: UDP-glucose 4-epimerase activity.